Molecule: messenger RNA, 2584 nt
Organism: Branchiostoma belcheri (Belcher's lancelet)
Lineage: Eukaryota; Metazoa; Chordata; Leptocardii; Amphioxiformes; Branchiostomatidae
Product: clumping factor A-like
Exons: 8
Coding region: 205-1782 (525 amino acids)
Source: RefSeq, a predicted model, not a curated record
CAGAUAGAUUGUGGAGCGUCUGUAAGUCAGACGUGCUGUGGCACUAGGAGAAACUUCAGGACUCACAGACAUUUCUCAAUCGAGGUUAGGGACAAAAAAGCACCGCGUUAACAUCUUGUGAAAUAUUCCAACAGAUUGGACUGUUCAGAUUUUGUUCCGCUCUGGUGAUUCAGAAGAUCCUUUCACAUCCGGACUUCAGUAGAAAUGUGGUGGAAAAGUGUUCUGUUCAUUUCCACCAUAGCUGUGGCUAUGAGAGGAACACACGGAGGAUAUUUCGGAUGUAUCGAAAGCCCGUCAUUCCCUGGUGACGGGUUUGAUAACGACUGCGACCUGCUGGUUGACGAAGAGAUCCAGAACGGCAUAGACGAUGACGGGGACGGGCUGAUAGACGAGGACCUCCGACUGUGCAUCGCCCCGCAGAACGUCCCGGGAGACUACGCCGACAACGACUGCGACGGGCUGGUCGACGAGGAGAUCGAGAACGGCAGGGACGACGACGGGGACGGUUUGAUCGACGAGGACCUGAAGCUGUGUAUCGAGUCGCCAAGUUUCCCCGGGGACGGCGAGGACAACGACUGUGACGGGCGCGUCGACGAGGAGAUCGAGAACGGCGUCGAUGACGACGGGGACGGCUUGGUCGACGAAGACGUCAAAUUCUGCGUCGCGCCCAGGAACGUCGCGGGAGACAACGCCGACAACGACUGUGACGGUCAGGUUGACGAGGAGAUAGAAGACGGCGUGGAUAACGACGGGGACGGCUUGAUAGACGAGGAUCUGUACCUGUGUAUCGAGUCUCCCGCCUUUGCAGGUGACGGGGUGGACAACGACUGCGACGGGAGGGUGGACGAAGAGUCCCAGAACGGCGUGGACGACGACGGCGACGGGCGUAUCGACGAGGACACCAGCUCGUGCUUCGCGGCGAGGCAGGCUUACGGGGACGGGGUGGACAACGACUGCGACGGCCGCGUGGACGAGGAAGUGCAGAACGGCCGCGAUGACGACGGGGACGGCCUGAUCGACGAGGACACGUCACGCUGUAUCAGGUCUGAACCCCACCCCGAUGACGGGCUCGACAACGACUGUGAUUACAGGAUAGACGAGGAACUUCCGAACGGGCUUGAUGACGACAAUGACGGCCUGAUCGACGAAGAUAUAGUGUUAGGUCCACCUGGCUGUGAGAUGGACUUAGUCUUCCUCCUGGACGGAUCCUGGAGUAUUGGAGAGGCCGUGUUUGGGGAAAUUAAAGAGUAUGUCCUGGAAACGAUUGACUUCCUGCAGAUAGAUGACUAUAACGUUAGUGUUGCCGUGCUGACGUAUGGAGGUGACAGUUUCUACGGAUGUGUGUCGGGACUGGAUCUCCGGAUAGGCGGGUACGGGAACCAGACUGAGCUGACGGACUUCAUCACAAACAACGUCACCUUUCCCGGCGGUGUCACUCCGACCAGGGAGGCUCUGCACGCCAUGCAGAAUAUUUCCUACCGAGAGAACAUGACGAAGGUAGGAGUGGUCUUCACCGACGGGAGAGCGCAAAGUGCUGCUAACGCUAACGCUGCCUCAAGGAACGCUACGGACGAACUGUUGGCAGAGGAGGUACAGGAGGCUUCGGACGCUGACUUUCACCUGUACUCUGUGGGGGCGUCCAUAGUGGACUCGUUUGUGAGGCCUGACGGACUGAACCUCAUCGCUAAAACCGCCGACCAUGUCCUCAUCUUCAGGAACCACCCGCCAAAAUACCUGGCCUUCAGGAUCAGGCUGGACAACUGUGUUGAGGAAGAGGGCUAACAGUUGGAGAAGACGCAGGGCAAACUCAAUGGCCACUGACGGGCCAGUGCACUCAUGUAUCUAUCAGUUCUACAUCUGGAAGUGAUUAUUAUUGCUGGAGUAAAGGAAACGGCUCUGAAUGGUAACAUAUAUCUGGAGGAUGUUGUAAGCUGAGGCAUGCUGUGUUUAAAGAAUUGUCCUGCGAAAUUGAAAAAAAAAAUACUAUAUUUUCUACAUCCUUCUGGUCUACAUUUUCUUCCCAGGAAUACACAUGAAAUAACACACUAGAAUUAUCCUAUUGUCUGACAAUGCUGUUAAGCUUAAUUACCACUCUGCUUUACAGCAUGGCAAUGAGAUGAUUAUAGUAUGUGUUGUUUGUGUAGUCUAACAGCUGUAGUGUACAAUAUCUGUCUUGGCUUAUAGCACGAUUAUAUAACUAGGCAGAUCGCAGAAUGUGUUGAGGGAGAGAUUCUUGCUAGGGACAAACAACACUGAGACUCUUAAAUGAUGAUGAAAUCACAAUAGGAUGCGUUACUUAUGCCACUAUCAGUAAACCAGUAGAGAAAUUUUGCAAGUGCACUAUAUCCUUCUCCAGUACUUGAUGGUUCAAAUACUCUUACUUCGUCUAAUGCAUUUGCUUUCGAUACCACCGACUUCUAACAACAACAUAAUGACUUUAGACUGCUGAAGUGGAUAAAAGAAAUUCAGUAAGCUAUAAGAAUAGUUUUCUCAAUAUGCUGCUAUCACAAGAAUUUAACGUAAGUGAUUCUUCAAUUUCCUGUGAAGAAAUUCUUUCAUUCUGUCCUAUCAAUAAAAAAAUUCU